Messenger RNA from Priapulus caudatus, 3130 nucleotides. Its product is annotated as RING finger protein 121-like. The record is from RefSeq and is a predicted model, not a curated record. Gene Ontology annotation, molecular function: metal ion binding; ubiquitin protein ligase activity. Lineage: Eukaryota; Metazoa; Priapulida; Priapulimorpha; Priapulimorphida; Priapulidae. Gene Ontology annotation, cellular component: endoplasmic reticulum membrane; Golgi membrane. The transcript is spliced from 8 exons. The coding region runs from base 278 to 1120 and encodes 280 amino acids.
UGGGCAUCCGAUGGAACGCCGAAACCACGACAGCACUGCUGCAAACUAUGGCUGCAAACCUAUGAAACGUAUACAUCUAACGCAAUAAACUAUUGCUGGAAAGAAUUCAUUGACAUGACUGGCGUUAGAUCUGAACAUGAUGGUAAUAUAAUACUGAGAAGCGUAAAGCAUGGUAACAUCAGUCAUGUACCGACAUUAGACAUGUCACAACUACUGAUCAAGAACGGCUAGGCUGGAGCAUCAGAAGCUGCAUGAGAAGCAUCGUGGACAUGAAGCCAUGCAUGCUGAGAUGGUCCUCAUCCUUAUCGCCGCCAUAUUCGUCGCCCAGGUGGCACUAGUGCAGUGGAAGAAGCUUCAUUUUCGAUCCUACCAGCUGCUGACAUUGAUUGCAAUGAUGGUGAUUCCUGUCGGAAUCUGCGUGUCACAUCAUUGGUGGCGAUUCAUUAUAUGUUGGUGCGUUUUCAACAUGGCUACAGGAUUUGUAAUGUUCAAAGCUACCCGACCGCUACUGGCUGGGUCAACGCCCAGGUUGGUCUACAAGUGGUUCUAUCUCAUCUAUAAGAUUAGCUACGGUCUCGGCAUCGUUGGCUACCUCGCUAUCAUGCUCACACUGCUUGGCGUCAACGCUCUGUUCCUCGCUAAACCCAACACCUGGAUGGACUUCGGCAUCCUCUGUCUCUACUACGGCCUCUACUAUGGCGUCGUCGGACGUGACCUCGCUGAGAUCUGCACAGACAAGAUCGCAGCGAAGGUCGGGUACUACUCUCACAGUGGCCUGCCCGCACGAGGUCUUGAACCGGGCAUCUGUUCAGUGUGCGGCAACCACCUGUUGGUCACGCUGGGUGACAACGAUUCAGCUGUCAUAGAAAAAACGUACCAGCUAAACUGCGGACAUGUCUUUCAUGAGUUUUGCAUUCGAGGAUGGUGCAUCAUAGGAAAGAAGCAGAUUUGUCCUUACUGCAGGGAGAAAGUAGACCUGAAGAGGGUGUUCAAGAAUCCCUGGGAGCGGCCGCACGUUCUCUACGGACAACUGCUCGACUGGAUACGAUACAUGGUUGCGUGGCAGCCACUCAUCAUAUCCGCCGUGCAGGGCAUCAACUACCUGCUCGGUCUCGAGUAGCCCCCGCCAACGGACAGUUCCCCAUGGUGGCGAGAAGGUUCACGGCACUUAACGACCAGAGCAUUGGGAGGAGAAGAGAUGCGUCGCUGCGACAGCUUCGUGUAGUAGCAGUGCUAGACAUUUAACGAUCAACAGAGGAAGAGAGCAAAGGAGAUUAGUGGAGAGGAGAGGGGAGAGAACGGAUAGAGGAGGGAAGGGAAGGAGAGGAGGCGAGAGGGGAGGAGUAGAGGAGACAGUAUGAGAGAGAAGAGGAUGAGAGGAGAGAGAGCAGGAGAGUGGAAGAUAGAAUACGGGGAGAAGGGAAGAGUGGAGAGGAGAGGUGAGGGGGAGGGGAUGGGAGGAGGAGGUGGUGGCUGUGUAACGUACUAGUACUUACAUUCUGGGAGUUGUCACUAGAUGUGAAUUCCCUGUUGAAUAUCCACCCGAUGUUUUUAUAUCUAUGUUGUAAGUGUGCAAGGGUCAUUAAGUGAGCAAGGCAUGUAAGAGUGUAAGGACGUUGUAAGGGACGGACUGGCCCACAAGUUGCUCAUUGCAGCACUAGGUUGAAGUCAGACGAUGCAAAGAGUUGAAUGGUGUACAUUAACCUACCCUGAACGAACCAGCACAAAACCGUGUCUGAAUGGUCGCGCCGAUGUGCGUGCAGGCGUGACUAAAAAUCUCUCAUCUCGGUCGCCGUGUAAAUUUUGCUGCAACGAUCUUAGACAUUUUCGAGGUGACCAUAUUACCAAACGUUCAUUCUGCUUUCGGUCUAGUUAUUUUCGAGGUUGGGCAAAGUAUGCUCGCCCGGUAAAAUUUUAUUGGUUGGUUCAUUCGCGUGACCUUCAGUGUCGAGUCAAUGUCGAUGGUCCACAUGUCUGUCAUGUCUGCCGAAGUCUGAUUGGUUCUCAAAGUCAGGUGACUAUGGAUAACUCCAUUUUUGAAUGGGCCGAGUCACAAUAACAAGGGCCAUUCGAUGCGGCAAGAGAGUGGGGACGUGCGUAGUUCCAGCAGUGAGACACUAUGAUGAGAUAAGUUCUCAGUGGCAAGGAGAUGCGCAAUGUGCGAGAGAAAAUGCGACGCUGUGAACUGAAUGGAUUCUAUGAACAUCUUAAUGAUUGCGAAAUAUCAACGACAGGUUUAUUUGUUGCGUGAGCACGAUGAAUGAAAAGGUAGUCUGCCGCAAAUCUGUCCCACCACUACGUCCCUGAUGAGGCGUAUCUACUGAGGGGCCUAGCUACGUUUGCCACAUGAUAAUGUUUUGCAUCUGAACGUUCACUGUUGUUUUGGUCGUCAGCCGUUCCUCCUCCUCCAGGAAAACAUGACCCAAGUUCCCGUUGUUCCUUCUCUGUGAACAUGUAACCAACCACCAAGGCUCCCGUUAUUCCUUUCUGUGUCAAUAUAUGUAUCAGGAAUAUCUUCAGUUACGAGUGAGUCCGCCAUGUGUGUCACACUUCAAAGUCCCCUGCACAGAAUUCACAGCAGCAAUUGUAUUUUAGGAUAAAUACAGUGUAUUGUUCAUGACUCGUUAGUGAUAGUUCAAUCUUAAAAUCUUCAAUUAAGCUCAACAAAUAUACUUUAUAAUUCGAAAGAUUACUCCUAACAUUGUCCGGAAAGCCAAUGAAUUUAUUCCAAUAUUCACAGCAGUGAAUUACCUGCACGCACUCGUGGAACGUACAGUUUUACCAGCUGGAUUACACGCAGAAUGAUCUGCUGCAAAUAUGUCGCAGUUUUCUUGCUUUAUUUGGUGAAAAUAAAACUAGUUUCUAUUACUAACACGACAUGGCAUUUUAUGCCGAUGUGAUGGUGCAGUUAGUGAAAUCCUGUGAUAACUAUGUUCACCUUGGUUCCAAGCUGCUGCAUAUAUUGUAAGCAACAAAUGAUGUUGCUGUGGUUCCGUACUAGGUGGGAAUGAUGGGCAGGUUGUAUUAUAUGUGUUUAACCAGUUUUUACCUGGGUAUUUAAUAUGUGGUGUGCGUCGACAUGUACAAAUAAAUAUUGAUUGUUUCCAUUAAAAAGUGAAAAUUGUAAAAA